AUGGCAAUGAUGAUCACGAGGGAUGUACUUGAGGUCGGAGGAGGCGGCGGCGGAAUCAGCUACGAGGACUGGAGCGACUGCCUCCAGACUUAUCUCCUCUCCCGAGAUCUCUGGCACUUGGUCGUUGACGAGCAACCCAUUGACGGUAAUAUCAGCAGUACUGAAGGACGUUGCUGGCGGCGGGAGAACGCGGCCGCGCUGCACGCGAUCAAGAUCUCGUGCGGCAGCGGCCUUCUCCGGCAGAUUAGGGGGAUCACUUCCGCCAAGGAAGCUUGGGAGGCCGUCGCCACUUUGUAUUACGAUCAGGUUGAGAAGCAGCAGGCAGAGCUGCUCCUUGAUGUUCAGGAGCUUCCGUCGGGAAAUGUCAACGUACAAGAGGUUAACCAGCCGGCCGACGAUGACUUGGCGGAGCUGGAAGCCUGCAUACGUAGAGGUGACAUAUCCCGACUACGUGAUUUGAUUCGACGGAACCCAGAUUCGGCGGCGAGGCGGUUCCCCGGCGGGCGGCGGGGGACCGGCCUGCAUCUGGCGGCUAAGUUCGGAGAGGCGGAGGUCGGCUAUGAGCUGAUGCGGGCAAUGAGAGAGGAGGACCUCGAGAUCAAGGAUGGCGACGGCUGCACGGCGCUUCACAUUGCGGUGGCGGGAGGCCACCGCCGGAUGGUGCGGGAGAUGGUUUACAGAAACAAAAAGUUGGCCGCCAUUUUCAGCGGUAUUAUCAGAAGUCAACGAGGAGCGGCGGUCCUGCCGGUGGAAGAGGCCUCUCGGAAGGGCGAUUCCGAUCUGGUUAAAUUGCUUUACAUCGUCACUCCACUUAGGAUGCUGUUUGACGAGAACGACGGCAAGCACGGUGCGAGUGUGCUCAAGUUCUGUAUCCACCGUGGAAUAUGGAGCAUUGCACUGGAUAUGCUGAGGCAUCGCCCAAGCAUGGCUACAACCAUGGAUGCCAAUAAUUUUAAUGCUGCUAUUCAGUUAUCUCUCAUGUCGACUUCAUUCCCCAGCGGAAGUCCAGUUGUCUUCUAUCUACAAAUCUUAUACUCAUAUAUAAGGGUAAGACUACCUGGUCCGUUGCAUCCAGAAGAGGACAACUUUGGGAUGAGUUCAUUGAGCAACACCAAACAAACCAUUGAUCGACAAGGACAAGAGGAGACUUGGUGCCGUAAGUUCAACAAAACCUAUCACUUGAAAAUGGCCCACAUGUGUUCUCUCGAACUCCUAACCCUCGUAUGCCAACAUGUUUCCUCAAUAUCAUCGACCCCGGCCGGUUUGAGAAAGCUCCAAGGCCACGGGGUGUGCGAAGCAUUCCACAAGGCCGUGGAGAAUGGGAUCGUCGAAUUCGUUGAGGAGGCAGCGAAAGCAUGCCCUGCUUUGUUGUACAAAGUCGACGACAGAGGCAGGAAUGCGUUCAUGACGGCGGUUGAGUAUCGACAAGAGCAGGAAUUGGAACAUCUAAUGGAUCCCAUGUACAGAGAUAAGCUCAAUUGCACAGGCGAAACGGCAAAGCAAGUAUUCGUGCGGACCCACCUAGAACUAGCAACGGCGGGACAACAAUGGAUGAAAGAAAUGGCGACGGCUUGCAGCGUCGUCGGUGCCCUCAUAAUCACGAUCAUGUUCACCGCCGCGCUCACGGUCCCCGGCGGGAACAAGGACACUGGGCUCCCGACCCUCCUCGACGACAGGUCGUUCAAGAUCUUCAUGAUAUCCGACGCCAUCUCCCUCUACGCUGCGUCCACUUCAGUCCUAAUGUUCCUGGCCAUCCUCACGGCGCGCUACUCCAUGGCUGAUUUCCUUAGAUCCCUCCCCACGAAGAUGGUGAUCGGGUUGUCGACGCUCUUCGUCUCGAUCGCUGCCAUGAUGGUGACUUUCUCUGCUACCGUUGUGAUCGUCAUGGACCGGCAGUUGGAGUUUGUGGUUCCGAUGAUACUGCUCGCUGCCGUUCCGGUAACUCUGUUUAUGUUGCUGCAGUUUCCGUUGCUCAUUGAGAUUGUCAUGUCGACCUACGGGCCGAGCAUCUUCAAUAGAAACUUGAAACCAUGGCUUUGA
Messenger RNA from Linum tenue, 2040 nucleotides. NCBI's taxonomy places the organism in Eukaryota, Viridiplantae, Streptophyta, Magnoliopsida, Malpighiales, Linaceae. The record is from the annotation of a GenBank genome assembly.